Molecule: messenger RNA, 1261 nt
Organism: Camelina sativa (false flax)
Lineage: Eukaryota; Viridiplantae; Streptophyta; Magnoliopsida; Brassicales; Brassicaceae
Source: RefSeq, a predicted model, not a curated record
GAGAAAGAAAAAAAAAACCUAAUUCGUCGUCGCUCUCUCUUUUUCAACAAAAUUUAUCUACAGAUUCUUCUUGCUCUUUGUCUCUCUCUCUCUCUCCCUUUUGAUUUCUAAAUUUGAUACGAUCCAAAUGGGUUUCUCCAAAGACCAGCUGCUUAAUCGACUCCAGGAACUUGAGAUUGAUUAUACCAAGUAUGAACAUCCCCCUGUUCUAACCGUCGAAGCUCAGGCCAAGUAUGUAAGCAGUAGUGAGGGAGCACUGAGUAAGAAUCUCUUCUUUAAGGACAAGAAACAUCGGUAUUACAUUGUUUCAGCCAUGGUUGAUACUAAAGUUGAUAUGAAAGUUUUAUCUCAGAGACUUGGUCUUGGGAAAGGAGGAAUAAGAAUGGCUCCUGAAGAAGCACUUACUCAGCUUUUGCAGGUGUCCCUUGAAUGUGUUACCCCGUUUGCAGUUGUAAAUGAAUCUGCAAGAGAUGUGUCGCUCUUGUUAGACCAAAACUUCAAGAACCAAAAGCGCUGCAUAUUCCACCCAUUGUCUAACGAAGUCUCUGUCUCUCUUAACACAUCUGGUCUGGACAAAUUCCUCAAGUCGAUUGAGAGAGAUCCCGUAUACGUUGACCUUGAGGCUAACCCGGCGGUUGGUAAAGAUCAGCCUCCAGAUCUAGCUGUUUAUGUUCCCUCUAAUUCAGUUGUAAUUCCCGAGAUUUCUAAUGAAACAUCUACGAAACAAACCCCUCCUCCAAAAAGUGUGUCAGCAGAGGUUAAGCCUGUCGCUUCAGGUAUGCCCUCUGAUGUAUCAGCCAAACCGAGCAAGCCAGCCACUAAGGGUAAGAGCGUUGUCGUGGAAAAGUCAACCCCGUUAGCUUUCAAGAACCCCGAGAAGUUUGUGGAGGAGAUUAUGGACAAAACAUCGGCUCUAUUAUUAUCCGAGGCUAAAGUAGAGAAUGUGGAGGCUUUGGCAGAAACACUGAGAAAACGUCUUACCUCAGAGUUGACUCACCUCGCUAUUAUGUACAAGAACACAGCGUACACAGAAGGUUUUCAUGCCGGUAAACACUCCCAGCCGAAGCGACUGUAAGAAGUUUUGGUUUGGUAUGUUGAACCGGAGAUAUUUGCGGGGGAGAAAUCAUACCGGUUAAGCAUUUUAUCUCCGUUGUACAACAAUUUUAGUUUAGACUGAAAAUGAUUUACAUAUACAUGAGCCCAGAACCAUUACUCACUUAUUGUUGCUUUGUUCAAUCCAAGAGAAAUCAGUUUGUUCCCA